Molecule: messenger RNA, 1100 nt
Organism: Haliotis rubra (blacklip abalone)
Lineage: Eukaryota; Metazoa; Mollusca; Gastropoda; Lepetellida; Haliotidae
Product: NADH dehydrogenase [ubiquinone] 1 alpha subcomplex assembly factor 3-like
Exons: 5
Coding region: 115-792 (225 amino acids)
Biological process (GO): mitochondrial respiratory chain complex I assembly
Cellular component (GO): mitochondrial inner membrane
Source: RefSeq, a predicted model, not a curated record
UAACUCUAGUUACAGUCGUUUGACUUUCACAUUGGAAUGGAUCGCAGGGUGCACUGAGAAUGAUGAUAAAAUCGGUUACUACUUUGCAACGUGGAAUACAAAACUAACUCCGUGAUGCUUUUAAGGAAUAUUUCUCGUUGUUUACUUCAAAGACUGCGCCCACAGCAUAGUGUGACGCCUGUUCGACAUCACAACAUCGAUGGAAACGUCACAGCUACAGCGACCACGGUCACCAUCCUCGGCAAGGAAGAUGACACUGUGACCUUUAUAGAUGCCUACAGUUCGGUUGGAUUCAAGCUCAACAAUGGUUUCCGGAUAUUUGGCCCGUGUGCUGUGUUUCCACGAUCAGUUCUUCACUGGAAUGUGAGCGGGCCGGAGGACAUCAGCCAGGACUCACUUUCACUUUUCACCAUCUUGGAACCGAAGAUAGACAUCCUGGUUCUUGGUAUCGGGGACAAAGGAGCAAAGUAUGACACCAGUAUCAUCAAGUAUCUCCGCAGCAACAAGAUCAACGUGGAAGUCCUACCCACGGACCAGGCGUGUUCGACCUUCAAUUUCCUCAACUCUGAGCGGCGGUAUGUGGCUGGUGCUUUGAUUCCCCCGACAUACGUUCACAUCCAGCACGACGAGGAUGCACAGGUCCGCACACAGCUGGAAAGGCGGGGUCUGUACGAUAUGGAGUUCAACCGGACCCCUGACACACCAGGGGAGUUUGAGGAGGAGGUCAAGGACAUCAAACAGAGAAUGUCCAAAUACAUCUCCAGAGAGGAUGACCCUUCCAAGAGAAAGUAACUCUUGUGGUGAACGGAUUUUACUCAGGAACAUUUACAAGCUGUGAAAAAGGACAGUUAUUGUUGUUCUUCAUCCUUGGCAUCAGGUUUGUCCCUGGUUGAAGAACAGACUCCAAGGCAAAUAUAGAUAUAGAUGCUGAUGUUCUAUGCAGCAUUACUGUGUUUGCCAAUUAAUUUCUGAUGUUGAUGGAAGGCAAUGUUUUGUUUCUUGGCAAGACAAAUGGUAAAUCCCAUGGACUCACUGAAGUUAUUUGUACUAGAAGUGUUAGAUAGUAGAGAAAUAAAGCAAGGAUAAGUCUUUAUAUUGAA